AAUCACAAUUCCCCGCCAACCAAAAUUCUCUUCAAAUUACCCCCAAUCUCCCAUCUGGAUUAUCCCCGUGUAAGCGUACACGCUCAAAAUCAAGAAAUUCUUUGCCCGUAACUCGCAAUUAUGCAGAAUAGUUGAUAUUCAUUGAAGCAGGGAGGGAUCUAUGGAGAGUGGAAUGGUAUCAGUGGAUCGUUGGACUGCUGGAAGCCAAGUCUACUUUCUAACUCACCUUCAUGCCGAUCAUUUGAGUGGACUCACUUCGAAAUGGUCGAGGGGACCCCUUUACUGCUCCCGCAUUACUGCUAAGCUCUUUCCCAUUAAAUUCCCAGGAUUCGACCUUUCUCUUCUUCACAUUGUUGAAAUUGGUCAAUGGCACUCUGUUUCUCUACUAUCUCCUUCCUCGGGUUCUUCUACUGCUGUCUCUUUCAUGGCUAUUGAUGCACAUCAUUGCCCUGGAGCAGUAAUGUAUCUGUUUCGUGGUGAAUUUGGCUGCACACUCUAUACUGGGGAUUUCCGUUGGGAGAGCACAAGUGAGAGAGCGCAAACUGGAAGGACCAUGCUGCUUAAAGCUAUGAAGGAUGUACAGCUCGACAUGCUUUACUUGGAUAAUACUUAUUGUAACCCAACAUAUUGUUUUCCUUCACGCGAAGUUGCUGCUAGACAGGUUUUAAGCAUCAUAUCCUCUCAUCCUAAUCAUGAUGUUGUCAUUGCUGUUGACACACUAGGGAAAGAAAAUCUUCUGCUGUACAUAUCACGUGUCCUGAAAACAAAGAUUUGGGUGUGGCCAGAACGCUUACAAACUAUGCAUCUUCUUGGGUUCCAUGACAUCUUUACGACAAAAACUUCAGUAACAAGGAUUCGUGCUGUUCCUCGUUAUAGUUUUAACAUUGAGACUCUGGAGGGACUAAAUACAAUGCGUCCGACCAUAGGGAUCAUGCCAUCUGGUCUCCCUUGGGCCCCAAAAGCUUUCAGAGGAAUGGAAAAACUUUCCUUGGAAUCUCCUCCGUUGCUCCUUCAUAACAGGUGGCACACAGGUGUUACAACCUCUAGUACCUCAAGCAAGACAAAUGAAGGUUCAUUAAGUUCAGGGAGACAUGAUCAUUACAUAUAUACAGUUCCAUAUUCUGAUCACUCAUGCUUUCCCGAGUUACAAAAAUUUGUUGAGUUUGUCAAACCAAUUAAUAUCAAAGGCAUCGUAUCUUCAUCUGCUUGUAAUGUUGACCCCUUUUACCACUUUGGAAGCAUUUGUCGAAUCCAACAAGCAUCAGAGCUCUUAUGCCAGAGGCUCAGAAUUAAAAGAUCUGAAAAAGUUGGAGUCAUUGACAUGAAGUCUUCCUUUGGAUGCACCAGUACGAUGCAAUUAGGGAGGAAAAAGAGAAAGAGACAAAUUUCUAGAGCAGCUAUUCAUGUUAGUAGGGUGAGGUUGUUGAGAAGAGAGAGACAAGGAGUAAAGAUUGUGGAUACCGAUCCUGGUUAAACUACUAGAUGUCCUUCCCUAGCAAUUUUUAAAUACACAGGUUCUGAAGUCAUUCCAUUGUGUGUAACGAUGUUGAACUUGCUGUCAGUAGAAGCAGCAAAGGAAAUCUAGUUUAGAUUUUAACUUGUAUGUCUCGAGAUCAUCUAUCAAAUUUGAAGAGGUCAAGAGUUCGGUUUCCUACUUGGUUUCCACAUGGUUCAUAUUACUUUGUUAAACUU
This is a messenger RNA of Solanum verrucosum, 1692 nucleotides long. RefSeq lists its product as uncharacterized. The coding region runs from base 161 to 1474 and encodes 437 amino acids. Gene Ontology annotation, molecular function: damaged DNA binding; 5'-3' DNA exonuclease activity. Lineage: Eukaryota; Viridiplantae; Streptophyta; Magnoliopsida; Solanales; Solanaceae. The transcript has 4 exons. Gene Ontology annotation, biological process: double-strand break repair via nonhomologous end joining; interstrand cross-link repair; protection from non-homologous end joining at telomere. The record is from RefSeq and is a predicted model, not a curated record.